UCAACAUGCGCGCACGGUCUAGUCAGCAUGUUAGGUUGGAGCUUGCCCAAUACACAAGUUACGGGCCAGGGUUUGGUUUGUUGUUGCAAAAGAAAAACCUUAAAGAAACAGUAAUAAAGAGGUCACGAGAAUAUUUCAGUGAAAGUGUCGCAUGAGUUUUCCUGUGUGGUGUUGCUGGGUGUGCCCCACCCUGCCAUGAGAGCUGACCAGGUCCCCAGCCACCCCUCCUUCUGCAGUUGAUGGAUCUGCAGAUGGUCUGGAGAUGACAGACAGCAUCAGGGCCUUCCUCCGCAAUGUUGCGACGGGGAUUAAGGACUCCAUUUUGGGGAUUGGAACAAUCUCCAAGCUGGAUGCCCGCAUCCAGCAGAAAAGGGAGGAGCAGCGGCGGAGGAGAGCCAGCGGGGCCCUGGCUCAGAGACGGGCCCAGAGUGAGGAACGCAAACAGGAGAGUGAACCCAAAUUAGCCAGUAGGAUUUUUCAGUGCUGUGCCUGGAAUGGGGGAGUGUUCUGGCUCAGUCUGUUCCUCUUCUACCGGGUGUUUAUUCCACUACUGCAGACUCUGACAGCAAUAAUCAUUGGUGACCCUUCUCUCCAUGGCAACGUGUGGUCCUGGCUGGAGUUCAUAUUGACCUCAGUGUUCAGUGCUCUCUGGGUGCUCCCUCUGUUUGUGCUCAGCAAGAUAGUCAACGCCAUCUGGUUCCAGGACAUAGCUGACCUGGCGUUCGAGGUGUCUGGUCGGAAAGCCCAGCCCUUCCCCAGCGUCAGUAAGAUCAUCGCUGACAUGAUCUUCAACCUCCUCCUCCAGGCUCUCUUCCUCAUUCAGGGUAUGGUUGUGAGUCUCUUCCCCAUUGAUGCUAUUGGACAGAUGGUCAGCCUUCUCCACAUGUCUCUGCUCUACUCCCUCUACUGCUUUGAGUAUCGCUGGUUCAACCAUGGCAUUGAGAUGCACCAACGGCUGUCCAACAUUGAGAGGAACUGGCCCUACUACUUUGGCUUUGGUCUCCCCAUGGCUCUGUUGACUGCCCUCCCCUCUUCAUAUAUAAUCAGUGGCUGUCUGUUUUCCAUCCUCUUCCCUCUGUUCAUCAUCAGUGCUAACGAGGCCAACACCCCAACAAAGCUAUACCACUUCCAGCUGCGCCUCUUCUCUCUGGUUGUGCUGAUUAGCAACAAGUUGUUCCACAAGACAGUCCACCUGCAGUCAUCCCUGAACGCGUCCAUCUCCGCCGAGAAGCUGCCUACCUCUCCCCACGCCUCUCCUGCCCGCCAGAGACCCCUGCCCUCCCAGUGAUGGCCACCAGGGGGCGACAAGGGAGCAGCUCUGCUCAGUAAACCAAUGGAGCAGUUUAUUCUGUCUGUGGAAGGAUCUCUCUUAUCAGGACAGGAGGAGGAUGUUUGGUUAAAGGGGGGUUUUAAUGUGAUUUUAACAAUUUUACUACGGCCCUUUUCAUAUUAUUUUGGAGCACCGGUCAGGUGUUUUUUAAAAUGUGAAUGACGUAUAAGGAGAUUUGACUGCCAUGUGCCUCACACUCAAACACACAUGAUUCUUGUAGCUUAUUCUCAUUAAAAUGUUUUCUUUAAUUGUUUUUUAUGUAUGAUGUGCCAUUUGAGUGCUUUACAUACAGCACAAGCAGUCAUAUACAUUGUUUUUCUUCAUUUUUUUUUUGUUCUGCUCUUUUCGAUUCCAACUCCAAUGUUUGCCAUCAUUUGCUUGUUUAAUCUGUUUAUCACACAGUGACUGAUCCCAGACUGCUUUGUAUAAAACACUUGAUGUGGAAGAGAAAAAGGAAAAGGGUUACAUUUUUGCCAGGACUCAUGUUAUGUUACUAUAUGUUUUGAGUGACAGACAGAGCCUUAGGCACUGGUCACACGAUCCUUGGUAUUCCUUUGCUUGAGGAAUCAGCACAGAGAUGCAGCCUUUGACUAAACGUUCAUCCAAGUGUGUGUGACUACAAUAAGCCCCUUCUCCAUUGAAGGGGGUGACAUGUUUGCAAUGUUAAAAAGUGAAGCGCAAGAGUUGUGACAUACAUUUUUCUGUGUUGCAAGUGACAUUCCUUUCACGCUGAUAGGAUGUUGUCUUGUUAAUUAAUAGCUGUUUCUCUGUAAAGCCAGGGUGUCACUGAUACUCCUCUGGCUGGAAACCCAGGAAUAAUCUUGUGCGGUGAAAACAAAGGGACACUUUUUUUGUAUUCCUGUAAGUGCUUUCAUAGACUAAUCUUAAUUUGUACACUUUUAGCAUGGGAGCUGGUCUAAACAUCCCACAAAAAAGGAAGAGCAUCCUUAAUUAAUCCAAAUAUAUAAUCACUGGUUGUUGUGUGUUAAGUGAUGCUAGCUGUUUUGAAGAAGCUAUUUUCUAUAGUUGUGUAUUAGACAGACAGGUGAAGCUGUAUGGACUCUGCAGCUUGGUCAGAUCAGAUGACACUGCCAAACUGUUUUAUCUACUACUUUGUUCGACUCACUUCUGCUUCGAUCAAUUGUACACAAAACACUGGUGUAGGUACUAGGAAGAUGUCACUGAGCUCAGUUCUGACUGAUUUUCUCUUGAAGGAAGGAAGGAAGGUGUAUAGACGGGAGAAGCCCUCUGUUUUUGUUCCCCCUUGAGCUGUGGGAAUUCUUGUUUUACAUAAUGUCACUUGGCUCUGAAUGUUCAACCAAAACCUCACCAUGGGGGUUACCAUCAUCUAGCUUUUACCUAAUCUUAUCUAAUGGCUUGGGUUGGGAGGGGCGUGUGAAACAGUAUGAAAUAAUUGUAAAUGCAUAGUGUUUAUGUAUGCAGAUUGACAUAUGUGAGUGAGAUUUUGUAAAAGUAUUAUCCCUAAUUUCAAUAAAAUUGGUCAGUAUACACUA
Molecule: messenger RNA, 2844 nt
Organism: Coregonus clupeaformis (lake whitefish)
Lineage: Eukaryota; Metazoa; Chordata; Actinopteri; Salmoniformes; Salmonidae
Product: etoposide-induced protein 2.4 homolog
Exons: 11
Coding region: 263-1288 (341 amino acids)
Biological process (GO): macroautophagy
Cellular component (GO): endoplasmic reticulum
Source: RefSeq, a predicted model, not a curated record